AUGUCUCUACAGAGGAUCGUGCGUGUGUCCCUGGAGCAUCCCACCAGCGCUGUGUGUGUGGCUGGCGUGGAGACCCUCGUGGACAUUUAUGGGGCCGUACCCCAGGGCACGGAGAUGUUUGAGGUCUAUGGGACCCCCGGCGUGGACAUCUACAUCUCUCCCAGCAUGGAGAAGAAGCGGGAGCGUGCAGACACCAGGCGGUGGCACUUUGAUUCAGGGUUCAAGAUCAUCGUAGUCGUGAACUCUCCCAGCAACGACCUCAAUGACAGUCAUGUUCAGAUUUCCUACCAUUCCAGCCAUGAGCCCCUGCCCCUGGCCUACGCGGUGCUCUACCUCACCUGUGUUGAUAUCACCCUGGAUUGCGACCUGAACUGUGAAGGCAGGCAGGACAGGAGCUUUGUGGACAAGCGGCAGUGGGUCUGGGGGCCUGGUGGGUACGGAGCCAUCCUGCUGGUGAACUGUGACAGGGACAAUCUGAACUGUGAUAACCAGGACAACUGUGACCAGCGUGUGCACUGCCUGCAAGACCUGGAAGACAUGUCCGUCAUGGUCCUGCGGACCCAAGGCCCCGCUGCCCUCUUCGAUGACCACAAACUCAUCCUCCACACCUCCAGCCGUGAUGCCAAGCGAGCACGGGUCUUCCACGCCUGUGGUCCCGAGGACUCAUGCGAGGCCUACAGGCACGUGCUGGGCCAGGACAAGCUGUCGUAUGAGGUGCCCCGCUUCCACGGGGACGAGGAGCGUUUCUUCGUGGAGGGGCUCUCCUUCCCCGAUGCUGGCUUUUCGGGGCUCAUCUCCUUCCACGUCACCCUGCUGGACUACUCCAAUGAGGACUUCUAUCAGUCCCCGAUCUUCACUGACACCGUGGUGUUUCGCGUGGCACCCUGGAUCAUGACGCCCAGCACCCUGCCACCCCUGGAGGUGUACGUGUGCCAGGUGAAGAACAACACGGGUUUUGUGGAUUCGGUGGCGGAGCUGGCCAGGAGGGCUGGCUGCAAGCUGACCAUCUGCCCACAGGCUGAGAACCGCAAUGACCGCUGGAUCCAGGACGAGAUGGAGAUGGGCUACAUUCAGGCACCGCACAAGACCUUCCCUGUGGUCUUUGACUCCCCCAGGAAUGGGGAACUACAGGACUUCCCUUACAAAAGAAUCCUGGGUCCAGAUUUCGGCUACGUGACUCGGGAGCCACGAGACAACUCUGUGAGUCGCCUGGACUCCUUUGGGAACCUGGAGGUCAGCCCCCCAGUGGUGGCCAAUGGGAAGGAGUACCCCCUGGGGAGGAUCCUCAUUGGGGGCAACCUGCCUGGGUCAAGGGGUCGCAGGGUCACCCAGGUGGUUCGGGACUUCCUCCACGCGCAGAAGGUGCAGCCCCCCGUGGAGCUCUUUGUGGACUGGUUGACUGUGGGCCACGUGGAUGAGUUUCUGAGUUUUGUCCCUGCCCCAGAUGGGAAGGGCUUCCGGAUGCUCCUGGCCAGCCCUAGCGCCUGCUUCAAACUCUUCCAGGAAAAGCAGAAGUGGGGCCACGGCAGGGCCCUCCUGUUCCAAGGGGUUGCUGGCAACCAGCAGGUCAACACCAUCUCCAUCAACCAGGUCCUCGCCAACAGAAACCUCAUCAGCUACAACAAGUUUGUGCAGAGCUGCAUUGACUGGAACCGGGAGGUGCUGAAGAGGGAGCUGGGAUUGACUGACUGUGACAUCAUUGACAUCCCCCAGCUCUUCAAGAUGGAGAGGAGAAAAGCACUGGCCUUCUUCCCUGACUUGGUGAACAUGCUGGUGCUGGGGAAGCACCUGGGCAUCCCCAAGCCCUUCGGGCCCAUCAUCAACGGCCGCUGCUGCCUGGAGGAGAAGGUGCGCUCCCUGCUGGAGCCGCUGGGCCUCCACUGCACCUUCAUCGAUGACUUCACCUCGUACCACAUGCUGCACGGGGAGGUGCACUGCGGCACCAACGUGCGCCGGCAGCCCUUCUCCUUCAAGUGGUGGAACAUGGUGCCCUGAGCCCAUGCCCCACCCCCAUCCUCUCCUCCUGGGGAGGAACAUCGGCCUGGGUGAUGGAGACUGAGACAGGCUCUUGAACCCCAAGGUUCCAGAUGGAACCCCCUCUUGGAAGCCUUUUCCCUAGAAGUGUUCACGCCUCACCUGCAACCCAUUCGGUUCUCAGACUUGAUUCCCUUUGGCCUCCCAAAAAGAAGGACCUCAUUUCUUCUGGCCUCUCAUGUCGAUCAGCAUGACCCAUGAGGACUCUUCCAAAUACUCCCCCUCCCCACCCCCAAAUCCUCCGUUUGGAGCCUAAUUCACUUUGUGGUCUAGAAACUUCCAUGAAUCUCCUCUGCUUUCCUGACCUGUGUGUCCUGAUGGAAGAAGAACCCAUGGUCCUGCUUUGGUCUGAUUGCCUAUCACUGUGCAGGGGAACAGCCAUAAGGUCGCAGGACAGGAGACACUAGGCCCAUAGCCUCACCCACAGGGAAGGAGCAGAGGUCCAUUUAGGUCAAGGUGGGACCAGCCUUCCGAUUCCCAAGCUCCUGACCAGAUGUUGACCUCUGCCCUGCCCAGCAUUCUCCAGAGGUUCCACGUAGUAGGUGCUUCUAGGUGUAUGUUGAAGCAAUGAUAGUCCCCCCUUAACCUUAGAAACACCUUGUCAUCUGAUGUUCAGAAAUCUGGCUUGGUUCCAAAACCUCCUGGAAUUUCUUGGUGAUGAAAGUAUCUGGGGAAUUCCUGGAGCCUGGGAAAACUGCGUGUGAGGGAGAAAAGUGUCCUUUAUAAUACAUAAGGCGCUUCCGUGGCCUCGGGGCCUCUCUCUGGGGGUGUGGGGGAGCCAGUCCUAGGUUUUCUGUUGACCACUGGUCAAGAUUUCCCUAUCCUGCUCUGCCUCAGGAGACGGGGGCCCGGCGGGGCAGACCCACCGAGACCGCUCACAACGGGACCACUCUGGGAAUGAACUGCUCUGAGCACAGGGGAGUCAGGGGAGGGGUGGGUUGUUUUCUCCAGAUGUGUGUGUCAGUUGCAUGUGUGUUCUGUAUG
Camelus dromedarius (Arabian camel) is the source of this 3018-nucleotide messenger RNA. It is a transcript of the gene PADI3, whose product is annotated as peptidyl arginine deiminase 3. The record is from RefSeq and is a predicted model, not a curated record. Gene Ontology annotation, molecular function: calcium ion binding; protein-arginine deiminase activity. Bases 1 to 1995 code for a protein of 664 amino acids. The transcript is spliced from 16 exons. Gene Ontology annotation, cellular component: cytoplasm; nucleus. NCBI's taxonomy places the organism in Eukaryota, Metazoa, Chordata, Mammalia, Artiodactyla, Camelidae.